Fulmarus glacialis (Northern fulmar) is the source of this 927-nucleotide messenger RNA. It is a transcript of the gene SUPT3H, whose product is annotated as suppressor of Ty 3 homolog (S. cerevisiae). Gene Ontology annotation, biological process: transcription by RNA polymerase II. Gene Ontology annotation, molecular function: transcription coactivator activity. The transcript is spliced from 9 exons. Lineage: Eukaryota; Metazoa; Chordata; Aves; Procellariiformes; Procellariidae. The annotation marks the transcript as partial. The record is from RefSeq and is a predicted model, not a curated record.
AUGGAGUUAUUUUAGUUGCAGCAAGCAGCUGAAGUUUCUCAGCUGAGAGGAGCUCGAGUCAUCUCUGCUGAAGAUCUCCUGUUCCUAAUGCGCAAAGAUAAGAAGAAGCUUAGAAGGCUACUUAAAUACAUGUUUUUUCGAGACUACAAAUCUAAAAUUGUCAAAGGAAUAGAAGAAGAUGACCUCCUUGAAGACAAAUUCAACAGUAAUAACACCAACAAACGGCAGAAGCUUGCUCAAGAGUUUCUCAACUCCAUUGACCAGACUGGAGAGCUCUUAGCCAUGUUUGAAGAUGAUGAGAUUGAUGAUGUCAAGCAAGAGCGAAUGGAGAGAGCAGAAAGACAAACACGAAUGAUGGACUCGGUCCAGUAUGCAGAAUUUUGUGAAAGUCGGCAAUUGAGUUUUUCAAAGAAAGCAUCCAAGUUUCGUGACUGGUUGGAUUGUAGCAGUAUGGAAAUAAAGCCAAAUGCAGUUGCAAUGGAGAUUUUGGCAUAUUUGGCGUAUGAGACUGUGGCACAGUUGGUGGACUUGGCCCUUUUGGUUAAGCAGGACAUGGCUCCCAAAGCUGGUGACCCAUUCAGUCAUGCCAUAUCUGCCACCUUCAUACAGUAUCACAACUCUACUGAGCCACAUCUCUUAGGGCAAUCUACAAGUGUGAAGACCAGUCUUGACUCUCCUGAAAACACACCACCUCCUACACCCACACCCCCGGCAUCAGCAGGACAGCAACAUCUUGGGAAAACCCCAUCAGGAGCUCUGGGGAAUGGUGGAAUUGGACAGGACUCUACCAAAUCCAAACAAAGGAAAAGAAAAAAGAGCACUGCAGCCUGUGGUAUAGAGGCUCAAAGCGAUGCCAUCCAGCCCAGCCACAUCAGAGAGGCCAUUCGACGCUAUGGCCACAAAAUUGGCCCCCUUUCCCCAUUCACA